Molecule: messenger RNA, 1146 nt
Organism: Brassica rapa (field mustard)
Lineage: Eukaryota; Viridiplantae; Streptophyta; Magnoliopsida; Brassicales; Brassicaceae
Product: S-locus-specific glycoprotein S13-like
Biological process (GO): recognition of pollen
Source: RefSeq, a predicted model, not a curated record
AUGGGCUUCGAAGUGUGGUUUUCGGAAAAUGAGAGAAUUGUGUCCCCGAGUUCAAUCUUUGAACUCGGUCUCUUCAAAGAUCGUACUGGUUGGUAUUUGGGAAUCUGGUUCAGACAGUUCCCAGGAAGAGUAGUAUGGACCGGUAAUCGGGGCAGUCCUCUCUACAGUUCAGAAGGAAAACUUCAAAUAAGCAGUUCAGCUGGGAUCCAACUCUUCGACGAGUCUGGCUACAUGACGUGGCAUAGAGAUCUCACAAGUCCUGCUGCUGAAGACGACGCGCCGUUGUCUGCUUAUCUGUCGGAUACUGGAAACUUCAUUGUGAGUAAUUACUCUGGUGGCAUCUUGUGGGGAAGCUUUGACUACCCAAGCAAUGUCUUAAUUCCAGGUAUGGUGCUAGGGUAUUAUCCUGGAUUGGAUUACAUCCGAACCAUAACUUAUGACGACAUCUUCCACGAGGGAGGAACAGAAACAGGGUAUGAACAUUAUAUAUGGGGGAGUAGUGGUACUAAAAUUUGCCGUAUCGACCCCAUAUACACUACAAAGGCAAUGAUCCAGACAAGAACAACCAAUAGUUACACUUACAGUUUGCGUAGGAACACGACAACCAGCUACUACGCAAGUUUGAAAAUGAGCGAUACUGGCUUUUUGAUCUGGUCCGAGUGGACUCGGAGAGAUAGAAAGUUGAAGGAUUUGGUGAUUGCACCAUCUGAUAUUUGCGAUAAAUACACUACAUGUGGAAGUGGAACCAAUACGUACUGCUCUAUGAACCCGCUCAAGUCUUGUGAAUGUUUCCCAGGGUUUCGGCCUCAAACUGAUUCGGAGAGGAAUCAAGACAGCUACGCUUUACAUGGACAUUGCGUGAGGAAAUCGCCGCUGGCCUGCUCCGAUGAUGAUGGGUUUCAGCUGCUGAAGAAUAUGAAACUUCCAGAAACUGAUAAUUGGACAAUUUCUUACGAGGGAGUGGGUUUGGAGGAAUGUAAGGAGAGGUGUCUCACGACCUGUAACUGUACGGCGUUUGCAAACACGGACAUGCCAACUGGUGUGCGGAGUUGUGUGAUGUGGACAGUAAGCUUGGAGGAUACUCGACGUAACCGGGGUCAAAAUCUUUACGUCAAACUGGCUGCUCUUGACAUGGGUGGGUACUAA